Messenger RNA from Ochlerotatus camptorhynchus, 1372 nucleotides. RefSeq names its product Osiris 11 (gene Osi11). The transcript has a single exon. Bases 96 to 887 code for a protein of 263 amino acids. Gene Ontology annotation, cellular component: membrane. NCBI's taxonomy places the organism in Eukaryota, Metazoa, Arthropoda, Insecta, Diptera, Culicidae. The record is from RefSeq and is a predicted model, not a curated record.
AGCAGCCCACAUCGGAAGAAGCGCACUGCCAUCGAUCCAUCAAUUAGUAGUUUAGUUUAUUUUACCUUAGUCAAAACUAGAACGGAAGCAGUGCAAUGGCAUCUUUCAAGUUUGUGUGUAGUGUACUGUGUGUGCUGAUUGCCGUUCAGACCGCCACCGCUGAAGAUGGCACUGUACGUGGCCUGCGGAAAGUUUACUCCCUCUGUGAAGACAGUGACGAACUGCUCAAGUGCAUCAAGAUCCAGGCGCUCAAAUUGACGGACCGUGCUAUCAAGCUGCCAAGCAUCAAGCUGGUUGAUGGAAUGUCGAUCGUGAAAAAGGCCGAAGGUGACAACCAACAGCGUGCCCUGAACGAACCCACGCUGAACGAACUCGAACUGAACAAGCUGUCCUCGGCCAAGAUCGACGAGCUGCUGUACCAACGUGCUGCCCGUUUCAUGGAUUCCCACCAGCUUUCGCUGAACGUGCCACGUAUGCUCGUCUCGGGACAGCAGGAAACCGGACGUCUGGUCGAGGAAGGUCGCAAGAAGAUGAAGAAGUACCUCGGACCAUUCCUCGCUGCAAUGGCUAUCAAGGGAGGUAUCCUAACCAUGGUGUACCACUCCAUCGCUAUCGUUGCUGGUAAGGCUCUGAUCAUCGGUAAGAUCGCCCUGGUCAUCUCCGCCAUCAUUGGUCUGAAGAAGCUGGUCACCCCAGAGGGUCACGAAAAGACCACCUACGAAAUCGUGAAGCACCCACACGUCCAGCAGAGCCAUACCUACUCGUCAAACCAUGGUGAAUUCGAUACCCAUGAGUCCGGCCAGUUCCACCGUAGCUUCGGAAACUCCAUCAGCGGCGAUAUGCAGAUGCAAGAUCGUGCAUACCGGGCCCAUGUUCCAAAGAACUAAAUCCACCUUCGAGAGAACCCACACCCGAACCCGAACAUAACCCGUGCUCCAAUCGGUCAUUAGGAUUUACGUCGAAAACCCCACUGCAGAAAAGAAGAAAAAACCUUAGGAUAGAAAGACUUUCAGGGAGUAACCGCGGUACGUGACAAACUCCCUGACGUGCGCGCACUUCGAGAUCUCGUCGAUCGAAAUAACCACUCCAAAAAAGCAGACAUUGGAAGCUUGCAGCCAGAAGACAGCCCAACGCAGCUGAGUCCCCGAAGGGUGGAUCAACCCCAAACCAACUAUUUCCCAAUUUCCCAACCCCAAAAUGUUACAGUUUGAUCCCCAUUCCGUCGUUCUCAGCUGCUUUGUAACGUUAUCUUGUAUUUAUUAUUUAUUGUAAUUGUAAUUAAUUUAUUGACAACAUUUAUGUCCCAGUCCCCAAACCAUUCUCCCCAUCAGACCAAAGCAAAAAACCAAACCAAAUUGUCCUUUGACAUCCU